Molecule: messenger RNA, 891 nt
Organism: Danaus plexippus (monarch butterfly)
Lineage: Eukaryota; Metazoa; Arthropoda; Insecta; Lepidoptera; Nymphalidae
Product: chorion class B protein PC10-like
Exons: 2
Coding region: 1-660 (219 amino acids)
Biological process (GO): multicellular organism development; chorion-containing eggshell formation
Cellular component (GO): egg chorion
Molecular function (GO): structural constituent of egg chorion
Source: RefSeq, a predicted model, not a curated record
AUGUUCAAGAGAACGCUGUUCGUUUGUCUUCAGGCCCUUUUAAUUCAGGGUUUUUCUGCACAAUGUUUGGGACCUUACAAUGGAUAUGCAGCUGACGAUUUAGCUUGGACAGCUGGCAAUCCUUUAGCCUGGGAUAAUGGUUGGUCCGCCUCUAACCCUCUUGCGCUGGAAUCAGUGGCAGCUUUAGGUGCAGCAGCUCCUUGUGCUUCUGCUGUUUAUGCUGCCGGAGCCGGUCCUAACUAUUCCGCCUUCCUUGCAUCACCUGCAUUUCUUAGCGCUUCUAAUGGAGGUGGUUUAGCUGUUACCAGUGCAUCGCCAAUAGCUGCCACUGGUGUGACUAUGACGUCUGAGAAUGCAUACGAAGGACCGUUGUCCGUUGCUGGCACUAUUCCAUUCUUGGGUGCUGUGGCUUUAGAAGGAGCUCUGCCGACUGAUGGUGCUGGGGCUGUCUCUUAUGCCUGUGGUAAUGGAAAUGUCGCUAUGAUCAACGAAGACUAUGCUGGUUACGGCGUGGGUCCUCUCGGUUUUGAAGCCGGUAUUUCCGCUCCAGCUUAUGGCUUGAACGGUUUAGCUGGACCAGUUGCGGAAGCUGCUCUUCCUGGAGCCGUAUUCGCAGCUGGAACUCGUUUUGGCGGAUGCGGUUGUGGUGCUACUUAUUAAAACAUAUCCCAGUAUUGAAUUGUAAUGCCUUAAUUCAUAUUCGAUUUGUAAUAAAACAAUUUUAGAUCAGAUUGCUUUUGAAUUUCCAAAAUUCUUACUUACAUACAUGUUUUAGAGAAAAACAGAAAAACUUUCAUAUUAUAUGUAUUGUGUGACAAAUAUAUGUUUAUAAUCCAACAUAGUUAAAUAGUUAGAUUCACAGUUACUGUCAAAAUAUAAAUAUAACGUGUG